Molecule: messenger RNA, 2035 nt
Organism: Tarenaya hassleriana
Lineage: Eukaryota; Viridiplantae; Streptophyta; Magnoliopsida; Brassicales; Cleomaceae
Exons: 9
Coding region: 213-1820 (535 amino acids)
Cellular component (GO): plasma membrane; plasmodesma
Source: RefSeq, a predicted model, not a curated record
AUGCCGACAUUUCGAGGAAGAGAACCGCGUCGGGCAAAGGGUCUCUAAACACAAAUAAAAUCCCGAAAUCAUCUUCUCAAACGUCAGUCACAGCCAUUCUCUCUCUCUCUCUCUCCCGGUCUCGAUCAAAACAGGAACAUUGAACAUUGAGGCCACACAAAAAGAGAAAACAGAUCAUAGAGCAUCGAAGGACAGGAGAAACCAGACGCAUUAUGUUAUGUCGGAGAUCCAAAAGUGCGUUUUUGCUUCUGGGUUUUCUAUUUUCUUUCCUUCUCAUCGUCUCUCAGGCCACUGGGACAUCGACUUCAGGGGUUGGUGAAGAUGGUGCAGUUCCAUGGAGGAGAGAUGUUGUAGAGAGGGCUCUCGCGGAGGAAAACGGAGAUAAUUCAUCUCUGAUUUUGGCUGCAAAAAGGACAAGAAGAAAAGACCCUCUUGAGAAUUUCAAGCUCUACAAUGGUGGAUGGAACAUUAGCAACCAACAUUACUGGGCUUCUGUUGCUUUUACAGCGGCGCCAUUCUUUGUAAUAUCGGCUGUCUGGUUCGUGCUUUUCGGGCUGUCUCUGUGUCUGAUGUGCUUUUGUUAUUGCUGUUGCCCUCGUGAACCUUACGGCUAUUCCCGCCUCGCUUAUGCUCUCUCCCUCGUUUUCCUCAUACUCUUCACCAUUGCUGCAAUUGUUGGCUGUGCUUUCCUAUAUACGGGCCAAGGAAAAUUCCAUGCCAGUACAACGGAUACGUUGGAUUACGUCGUGAGGCAAGCUAAUCUCACGGCGGAAAACCUCAGGAAUGUGUCAGAUUAUCUAAGUGCGGCCAAAAGGGUCGAUGUGGAAUCGAACUUUUUGCCGGGGAAUGUUCAAUCCAGCAUCGACGAUAUACAGAGGAAGAUCGAUUCUUCUGCCACAACUCUUUCUAACAAAACCAUGGAGAAUCAAGACAAAAUCCAAAGCGGCUUGGAUACCAUGAGACUUGCUCUCAUCAUCAUUGCUGCUGUGAUGCUCUUCCUUGCUUUUAUUGGAUUUGUAUUGUCUAUCUUUGGAUUGCAAUGCCUUGUAUACACGCUUGUGAUUCUUGGUUGGAUCCUCGUCACGGUUACAUUCAUCUUGUGCGGUGUAUUCCUUCUCCUCCACAACGUGGUUGCAGAUACAUGCGUUGCAAUGGACCAGUGGGUCCAACACCCUACAGCUCACACGGCUCUGGACGAUAUUCUUCCGUGCGUUGAUAAUGCUACUGCAAAAGAGACAUUGGAUAAGACAAAGCUCGUGACUUUCCAGCUCGUGAACCUAGUCGACACUGUCAUCAGCACCAUAUCAAAUAGAAACCUGCCGCCUCAAGCCAAACCCUUAUACUUCAACCAAUCUGGCCCUCUCAUGCCUCUUCUCUGCAACCCCUUUAACUCCGAUCUCUCCAACAGGCAAUGCAAACCCGGCGAGGUCGGUCUGAACAAUGCCACGGAGGUAUGGAAGAACUACACUUGCCAGAUCAAUACACCAGGGACGUGCGCUACAACUGGUCGUGUAACCCCAAAGCUCUACAACCAGAUGGCUGCAGCUGUUAACAUAAGCUAUGGCUUAUACCGGUAUGGUCCGUUCUUGGUAGAUUUGCAGGACUGUGACUUUGUCAGAUCUACAUUUACGGACAUACACAGAGAUCAUUGCCCGGGUCUCGGAAGGUACACGCAAUGGAUCUACAUUGGUCUGGUCUUAGUGUCUGCAGCUGUGAUGCUGUCUCUCGUGUUCUGGGUGAUAUAUGCACGCGAAAGGAGGCAUCGGGUUUACACAAAGGAUUACAAUGCCCGACAUCCGGGUGAUCUUCGGGAAAAGUGAGCGUUUUAAGAGAAUGUCGGAUAGGGUUCUUCGGGUUUUAACCGUAUAGAUUUUUUUCGGGGUUAGUGUACAUUUCUUCUGGUUGGAAGCCUUGUGUUUGUGUGCAGUAUGUGAUGAAACUUGUGAUUGUUUUGGUUUAGUUUGAGAACCAAAGUGACUAUGUCUGGUUUUUGUUGAAGGAUAUAUGACUAAGGGGUGGAAUUUUUUAUAUUUCA